Trichomonas vaginalis G3 is the source of this 675-nucleotide messenger RNA. RefSeq lists its product as uncharacterized. Lineage: Eukaryota; Parabasalia; Trichomonadida; Trichomonadidae. The transcript has a single exon. The coding region runs from base 1 to 675 and encodes 224 amino acids. The record is from RefSeq and is a predicted model, not a curated record.
AUGUUAUCAGCUAGAGCGAACAUUCAAAACAUCGCAGGGCCAAACGUAGCAGAGCUAAGUUGUGAUGAUGUGAGGAUUGAGUUUCACCAGUUUCAUGUCAAAAUUCCUCAGUUUCUUACAAUCUUAAGAAUUCUCAAACAGCACGAAAUGCUUCAAAAUGUUUCGAUUCCUAAUAAUAUCAGAUCAUUUUGCUUCAAUAGGUUUAUCUUCGAUUAUUGGGAUACUUUCAAAAAGAUCUUGGAAAAGAUUCAAAGAAGAAACAUACGUGCUCCAGAGUAUCAAGGGUUGGUGAACGACCUUAGAAAUGGAGAGACAAGGCAGAUUAAUGAACUAUUCGAAUACAAUGGAUCGUACGAUACUUUUGUAAUUCACUACUUUUUCUUGUUUUUCAUUGAUGGACAAAGGGGAGGAAGGACGUGUCAUUAUAUGGCCCACAAUAGCAAAAUUGGUCUAUAUGGAUGCUUCCAAUACAUACCUUUGUCCAUUUUGAAAAAGCAAGUCGACCUUUCCAUUGGCAAUCGUAGAGUUAUUCGACCUGCUUUGCCUCAAAGAAACACAUCCACACCUAAUCCAGGCGGUGGAGGACCACCGCACCAAGCAAGCGCAGAUGCUGGCCCGCCCUUUUUGGAUAAUGAGUCCUUUAAUUUUGAUGAUUCACUAUUCGAAUUGGAAUAA